AUGUUAUACUCUGUUGAACAGUGGUGUUUAUCUUUACCAAAAUCUAAAAAAAAAUCAAAGAUUGUCAUACCAAUAAUGAAAGUUUUAUUAAGAUUAUUUUUACAUAAUGCUGGUCCGCUUCACUCGCUCAAACUUUCUUCACUUGGAGAAAGUUACAAUGAUGAAAAAUUCAUGAUAUUGGCAGAACCACCAAUCGUACCUUUAAUCUCCAGCGUGAAAAAUCUUUCUUUGGAUGGUUUCGAUCAUAAUCAAAAUGGUUUAUUAACCAGGCUUCCUGAUUUAUGUCAAAAUUUGGAAUGCUUAUCGUUAAGAGGAUGGUACAGCAAUAAACCUUAUGAUGAUGUACCGGAUGAUUCAGCCGCGAUAUCACUAGAAAGAAUAAUAAAAGCACAAAAAUACUUGAUAUCUUUAGAUUUGUUUGAUUGUAAAACUUAUCUUGAUUAUAUAAUAUCAGCUUUGGUAUCCCAAUCGGUUUCGUUACGUAAUGUGUACUUUAGAUUUGUUGAUUUUGAUGAUUGUGGUCCUUGGGAUGGUUUGGCGAGUUGUAUGAAUUUAAAAAACUUGGAGUUUUGGUUUUGUGAAGGCAUCACUGAUAAAAUGAUAAAGCCUUUAUUAAGCUCUGAUCUUUCGGAUUUAGAACAGUAA
Entrophospora sp. SA101 is the source of this 645-nucleotide messenger RNA. The record is from the annotation of a GenBank genome assembly. NCBI's taxonomy places the organism in Eukaryota, Fungi, Glomeromycota, Glomeromycetes, Entrophosporales, Entrophosporaceae.